UUUAUGCCAUCUAUCUUUGCCUUAAGGGAGACCAGACUCUGAAAAGAGCAGAAUCUCUAGCUUCAUGACUGUCUUUUUUGUAAAGAGAGAAGUGAAGGAGGUGUGGCUACAGCUCUCGUGAGACAGGUAUGGCGGAAACAGAAGAGGGGGAGGGUUUACCUGCAUGGAGUUAGAGUACACAGCAAUAGAAGCAACACUGCACCUGUUCCUCUUCCCAGACUCUCCCUCUCUUUUACCACCUCUAUUCCAGACAGCCAAACAAGAGGGAGCAGAAAGGGGUCAACAUGGAUCCCAACCAGGCCAGUGGGAAUGACAGAGAGAAUGAAAAGGUGGAGAGAAAAGAGAAGGACAAAGGAAUUAAAAGGAGAAAUAGACUUUUCGUAAGAUACCUGGAAAGGAGGAAGACAGAUACUAUUGUGGAAGAUGACGCUUCCAAAGGUGACAUCAGCAUCGCAACCUUGGUGAGAAGGAGCUAUUCUGACAAGACAGAGUAUAGUGCUAAACUUAAAGAGAAAAUGUCCCCACAUGAUCUCUCUUUAGCCACAUCCCCAGCCAUGGAUCCAGAAGAAAUCCGCCACAGGAAGAUGAUAAAAAGGUCAAAGGUCAUUGAGGAGCUGGUUAGGACAGAGGGAGAUUAUCAGAAGGACUUGGAGCUCUGCAUAAGCGAGGUUCUGCUUCCUCUCAGAGCAGCCCAGGUGGUGGAUGUGGAUCGACUGUUCACCAACAUUGAGUCUGUGUGUGUUGUCUCUGCUGAUCUGCUCCAAAGGCUACAAGAUGCCAUAGCUGACCCUGACCCUGAAACACAACUCAUAGGAGAAGUUUUUAUCCAAGCCAAAGCUGUCAUGGAGGAGGUAUACAAAAUUUACUGCUAUCAUCACGACGAGGCUAAUGCUUCACUCAAGUCUUAUGAAGCACAGGAGGACAUUCAGCAGCAUUUUAGAAGAUGUAUAUCAACACUCAAGAAAAUAUAUGACCUGGAAGGGAAGCCCAAUUUGCUUGACAUGGGCUCUCUGAUCAUUAAACCAGUGCAGCGUGUCAUGAAAUACCCGCUGCUAUUGGCUGAACUGUGGAAUGCCACACCCACGGACCACCCUGACAACAGGCCCUUACAGGAAGCUCUGACCACUGUGAAGAUCAUUAACCUCAACAUUAAUGAGUUUAAGAGGAGGAAAGACAUAGUGCUGAAGUACAAGAGGAGUGACGAUGAAACCUCACUGAGGGUUAAACUCAACAAGUUCAACAUUCAUUCUAUCAGGAAGAAAUCUGACCGCCUGACAAGCUAUUUUAAGAUGCUCACUGGCGUUGAGCCACAGGUGAGAGAUGAAGCGUUUGACAAGGAGGAAAAACUUUUCCGUUGCCUUGAGAAAGCUGUGAGACAGCUAGUGAAAAACAUCAGCUGUUACUUGCUCUAUACCCAGGAGAUGAUAUCCAUUGCUGUUCAAAAUGCACAGGACCUAGAAACUAUAAUGAAGGAUCCAGACAAAAUAGACACCAAUGGCUUUCAGCACAAGAGGAAUGGCAAUGACCCAUACAAACAAUUUAAAGAUCAUAUGGAGCAUCUGGUUCUGGCUCCUCUCUCCAGCCUGCAGGGAAUGUUCGCAUCACCACAGAAGCUGAUACAGAAGCGCUACGAUAAACUGUUGGACUACUGCAGCCAGUUGGAUUCCCGAUCCUCCAAAGAGGAACAGGGCCUGGCCCAACGAGAUUACCAGGCCCUCAAUGCCCAACUGCUCGAUGAGCUGCAAUGUUUCAACCGAGCUGUCAGGACCAUCCUCACCAACUGCUUGAUUUGUAUAGUGAAAUUAAUUAGAAAGCUAAUGGAUGCAGCCCAACCGUCUGUCCACCAGCUACCGGUUCCCUUGUCGAACUUUAGUGAAGUCCAAAAUUCUAUCAUGGAGGAGCUGAACAACCUUGGAUUCUUCAAAGAAAAUUCACAAAAGCUGAUGGAGCGCAAAGUGAGCUUUGAGAAACGGGACAAGAAAAUGGCCCCAGAGAUCCUCAGACAGACAGAGGAGCACAGAGCAUGGCUCCUGGAAGAGUAUGCAGUGGAUCGGCUCUAUCAGCUCAAGCGUAACUGCAAUGCCUGUCAGGAAAAAGACAUCAGCCUGCUGGAGGGGGAGCUGGUGGCCCUGCUGGAAGACAAAGACCCGAUGGGCAGCAGCAGCCGCUGGCUGGUACACACUGGGAUUACGCAGGGCUAUGUGUACUCCUCAUUCCUGAAAGCCUACAACCCCCAGCGAGAGGUGACUGAGAGGCCAGAUGACUUUGACAAUCUGAGUCUGUUUGUCUCGGGCAGCAGGAGCAGUAGUAUGAGGAGCUUCAGUCCGAACAGCACUUCAGACAGUAUGUCCCUUCAGUCUGGACCACAGGAAGAGCCGGACCACUCUGAGGACCAAUAUUUCUAUGCAGUUUAUGCAUUCCAGGCGCGCUGUGAACAAGAGCUCACGCUUCAGGAGUACCAGCAUGUUCGUAUCCUUCAGUUUUCAGACCUCGGUGGUAACAAAGACUGGUGGCUCGCUGAAUCUAAUGGACAACGUGGCUACGUUCCAGCAAACUACCUUGGAAAGAUGUCAUAUGCCUGAAACUAUUUUUUAAUGUCUCUAUUAAUAUUUUUAUUUAAAGGAAGAAAAAUAUGAAUUAUAAAUUAAUUGCUUAAUGAAGGCCAAUACCGCACAAAUAUUUUUGCACUACAUGAUGCUACCAACAGUGUUUACUUGAACUACAUUAAAAAAUGUUAUGGACAACAUGAUGCUAAUUAGAAGAAAAAAAAGUUUAACUAAUUGUAUAUAGUUAUAUUAAUAUAUAUAUAAAAAUCUUAUGUGAUUAUUAAAUUAUUUAUAAUCAUGCAAA
Molecule: messenger RNA, 2850 nt
Organism: Rhinichthys klamathensis goyatoka
Lineage: Eukaryota; Metazoa; Chordata; Actinopteri; Cypriniformes; Leuciscidae
Gene: arhgef38
Product: Rho guanine nucleotide exchange factor (GEF) 38
Exons: 14
Coding region: 285-2582 (765 amino acids)
Biological process (GO): intracellular signal transduction
Cellular component (GO): cytoplasm
Molecular function (GO): guanyl-nucleotide exchange factor activity; protein binding
Source: RefSeq, a predicted model, not a curated record